CCACCAACGGACGGUCCAGAUUGAUACAUGAGCUCAACCACAUUCAUGUCCGAACACGCGAAGAUUUUCCCACUCUCAUGAAUGGCUUCUUCUCCUUCUCUACUCUCAAUUUCCCUUUCAAUCCCUCUCCAUCUCUCCCCCCAUCUCAUCCUUCUUCCAAAACCCUACAUCCCUUCCCAAUCUCCGAACCGCAGGAUCUUCACACGAUCCAAUCAUCAACGGCCCGAUUUUCGCCUUUCCUAUCGAUUAUCGACCGUUCGCUCAUUCGAAGAAUCCGACGGCGACGAUUGCAACUUCGAUCAAGCGGUUUCGCUCUUCAAUAGCAGGGAUUACUACAAGUGCCAUGAUUUCCUUGAGGAUCUCUGGAACAGAGCGGAAGAGCCCCGGCGCACUUUAAUCCACGGGAUUCUACAGUGCGCAGUGGGGUUUCAUCACCUCUCUAACCAGAACCACCGAGGAGCGAUGAUGGAGCUUGGGGAAGGUCUUUGUAAGCUCCGGAAGAUGAAUUUCACGGAAGGGCCAUUUCAUCAAUUCGAGCAAGAGAUAUCCGCAGCCCUUGAUUUCAUUUAUCAGACUCAGCUCGAACUUGCUGCCUGUACUGAUGAUUUCUGCCUGGCGAUGGACGGAUCAGAGAGAUCAUACCAGCUGCUAGGCAGCUUUGCUGCUGGGCAGCAUCUUUAUAGAUUAGAAAGCGAUCCGGGUAGUGACAAUCUCUAUAUUGCUUUCUUCCCUGAGGGUCCUUACAACUCGCAUAAACCAGCAAGAGUGAAGGUUCCUACUCUUCAUGCAACAGAAGAACAUCUAAAGGCCUGUGAGUAUGAUUAAUCUUGUAAGAUCUACUCAAAAUAUCCUUGUUCAAUUUUAAGUACACGCUCGUUCAUGUAAAUUUCUGUAAAUUUUUGGAUUGGUGGAAACCAAAACAUAGAUAUGAAAUACCAAAUGUCACAACAGAGGAAAGGAGAAUGUGUGGAAAAGAAUCUAUGUUAUUAUAUUUAUUUUAGC
Messenger RNA from Magnolia sinica, 1002 nucleotides. RefSeq lists its product as uncharacterized. NCBI's taxonomy places the organism in Eukaryota, Viridiplantae, Streptophyta, Magnoliopsida, Magnoliales, Magnoliaceae. The record is from RefSeq and is a predicted model, not a curated record. The coding region runs from base 82 to 825 and encodes 247 amino acids. The transcript is spliced from 3 exons.